ACCCUUCUAGUGACUAUCCGCACUGCCGUAUCCGCCCUUCUAUUUCCUAUCCUCCCAUCUAUCCGCCAUGAUAAUACCUUUCUACGAUUGGCAUAUAAAAUCUCUACUGUUUGCCCGACCAGAUCUUGCAUUUCGAGAUAUUUUUUGUACACCAUAACCUUGUCGUCGAGCCAAACAACCAUGGAGCCUUUUUCCAAACCGUGUAAGACGAGUGAUCCACCCGCAUAUACAGCAACCGAUAAAACCGCCCAAUAUCUACAACCCUUCUUCCCAUCAUGUCUCACCAAAUACCCAAACGCUCUCAAGUUCUUCCGCGAAACAUCCGAUCUUUACUGUAUCGUUGCCAAACCGCAGACAUGCACUUGUCAUCCGACCGUUUGCUACCGCUACACUACUGAAAGACCAUUGGAAAAAUAUUACUUUACGGAUUUAAAAUAUGGCAAGAGAACUCUAUCGAGGUCGGAGCUCUGCAAAACAUGGCUUGUAUCGCUUGACUUCCUAUCCCUCAUUGAGUAUAGGUUGCUACAGCAAGUUGAAAAGUCGGUGGAUAAAGAUGGGAAUCAGCAGAGCGAUGUUUAUAACCUUAUACAUAAGAAGAAUGUCGAGACCUAUCAGAAUUGGAGACCAAUAGCUGAAGGGCUUACUAUUGCCAUGGACAAAUUAUACUCAUGGGAAAUCUCUCACCAUCUUCCUAAUCACUGGACGCCGUAUGACGCCACUCAAUCCAAUGGAGGACAAAUAGCUCUUGAAAAUUUUGUUCUCACUCAUAUUCCAGCUCAAGCGCAAACUCAAGAUACUUCCAGUAUGGCCCCAGGCCAAUACCAUGACUACCAAAAGCCCCAAAAGCUUCGAGACUCUCAACUCUCCAGCGAUAACAACAAUAAUAACACUAACAUUAACAAGAAUGACACCUUGACGCUCUCCAUCAUAACUACCACCAAACGAGUCCUAUCCGUGUUCGAUAACAACCCAGAUAAUUUCUUUGUUUGGUACAAGAAGGAGAACGUCGAUCAAUUGCCCUCAAGACAGGUGAAUGGUUUCAAUAGUUACGCGGAACCUCUCUGAGCCCUCGGCUCCCAAGCUGGUUUUUCGUUUUUAGAGAGUCCGCCUCAUCAUUCGUGGUUCAAUGUGGGAUGUUUUUAUGGUAUACAAAGGACUUGGUCAUGUUUUAUUUCCCAUUCCUCUUGGAUGAAUACGCUUGAAGAGACACUAAUCAUUGGAGGACAAAAGUACGACUGGACAGAAGAAUUUGCUUGGGCUGCUUGGAUUUGCUGGGAUUGCUACACCAACCGCUGUGCUAUCCUCAGCAGGAUCAGUGAUACCUGUUAGAUAAGAAUGAUCUUUAGGAUUUGGAGAAGCUUGCAUAAGACAUCCAGUCCAAGAUGACGAGCAAAUAUAUGUACAUGGAAAUUAAAAUACAACUUCUAUAUUACAAUAACUUCUACAGUACAACAACUUAUAUAUGUAAGGGAACGAGGAUAACAAUAAGGAAGAUGGAGAGCAAGAGAACAAUAAGCAGUUGGACAAGUAGUUUCGGAGGACCGAGGAGAGAAAGGAGACGAUAGGAAGAGAAGGAGGACUGCGCAAGGAGGCGUUAGGGAAGAGAGAGGUACGAGAGGAAGGAGACAGGGAAGUGUGGGAAAGCUGAGUCAGCUCGUAGAGCUGAGAAAGAUAUAAAA
Molecule: messenger RNA, 1679 nt
Organism: Cryptococcus deneoformans JEC21
Lineage: Eukaryota; Fungi; Basidiomycota; Tremellomycetes; Tremellales; Cryptococcaceae
Exons: 3
Coding region: 181-1065 (294 amino acids)
Source: RefSeq, a predicted model, not a curated record